This is a messenger RNA of Suillus subalutaceus, 2963 nucleotides long. RefSeq lists its product as uncharacterized. The record is from RefSeq and is a predicted model, not a curated record. Gene Ontology annotation, biological process: organelle fusion; vacuole organization; endosome organization. Lineage: Eukaryota; Fungi; Basidiomycota; Agaricomycetes; Boletales; Suillaceae. Gene Ontology annotation, molecular function: protein-macromolecule adaptor activity. The transcript has 15 exons. Gene Ontology annotation, cellular component: HOPS complex; endosome. The coding region runs from base 304 to 2811 and encodes 835 amino acids.
CAUUAGUAUUUAGUCCUACUCAGAGACUGCAACAAUCAAUUUUGUUGUAAGCUCGAUGGCAAAUACGACUGGUAGCUACUACUGCGCUUCGCCAAUUUGCGUUUUUCGAUGUUCACCCUGUGAAGGACAACCAUGACCUUGCUAGCUCACCGAGAUUUUCAAAAAUGCUUCAGAAAUCUCAACUAUCGUCUCCUCCAGUGUUGGGCUGCUCGCUGCGGAUAUUCACGGCGGUGUACAAAUUUAAACAAGGAGUUCGUAUCGACAACGAGUUGGGUCGCACAUGUGGGAGGAAUAGUAAUACACAUGGCAGAGAGGAAGGGUGUGUUGGUGACAAUUGGGGAGGAGGAUGCAGUAUGGGGUAGUUUGCUAAAGAUUUGGGAUCUUGGGAAGACGGACAAGAGAAACCAGGCGCCAGUCUCUUGCUUUGCACUUUCUUCUGCGUUAUCUUUCCUUGCCAUCGGCUUGGCCGACGGGACGGUUCUACUUUACAGGCACUUGGACCAGUCACUAUCUCCCGCAGCGUCCCUGACUUCACUCCCUAAGACACGCACCAUCCAUGAAUCAUCCCCUGAACCUAUCACAGGCCUUGGCUUCCGAGAACUUCCGAACUUCCGAUACCCACUAAUGCCGAUGCUAAGGAUAACGACUUGCAUCUUUUCAAGCGUGUUGCUGGAUGAUAUUGGAUGUGGACUGGGAUGUGCGGCGAUGGAUUGGCGCGCCGAGAAGAUCGUGCUUGCGAGAGACGAGGCAGUAUAUGCGUAUGGUUUACAGGAGAGGGAGCCGCGAUAUGCUUAUGAAGGCUACAAGUCGUCGAUCUACACCCACCUUAACUAUGCGAUAGUUGUUUCACCACCCACAACAGUUGCAACGACGCGAAAGCUUGCGGCACAAGCGGCAGGUGGAGACGGUGAUCAGUCGAGGGUGACCGUGUUUGACAUGGAGAAUAAGGUAGUUGGAUAUACCGGGAUGUUUGCGGAGGAAUCAGAGCAAUCCGACUCGCUUUCUGAGAAAUCUACCUCUGCAAAUUUCACCAUGCUGUACGCUAAGGCUCUAUACCCACUUUCACCGAGUCUCGCGCAGACACAAUACCUCGGCGAGAGCUACGUAGCUGAUAUUCACCGUCAGCACGGUGACUACCUCAACACGAAAGGAGAUUUGGAUGGCGCGAUGACAUGCUACGUGAAGACGAUAGGGUGGGUGAAACCGAGCUACGUCGUUAGAAAAUUCCUGGAUGCUCAGCGUAUACACAAUCUCGUUACCUAUCUGCAAGAGCUGCAUGCCCUUGGCCUCGCAAACGCUGACCAUACUACUCUUCUGCUCAAUACCUACACCAAACUCAAAGACGUUGCACGCUUGGACAACUUCAUUAAAACAGAGUCUCGACGCUCUGGUGCGGCAGAGUCGAACGGCGACCUUCCAUUCGACCUGGACACUGCUAUCCGGGUGUGCAGGCAGGCAGGGUACUUUGGUCAUGCCAGCUACCUUGCAAAGCGCUACAAGCGGCAUGAGGAUGGGAAGUACGGGGAGGCAUUGACAUAUUUGAGACACUUGGGAGCAGCCGCGGCGGAAAGUGACCUCGCAAGGUACGGACGCACUAUGCUAGAUAAUCUCCCAGAGGGGACGACGCAGCUUCUCAUUGAUCUUUGCACUGAAGAGGACGCCAUUCCGCAAGAGUCGAGUGCACCAGCAAACGCCCCAUCGUACCUCUCGUACCUUGUCCUUUCCUGUGCACCCGUGCCUGAAGACAAAGUUGAGGAAUCCAAAGCGGACGAAGAGGAGGAUCCUACGGAACCUCAGGCAACGCAGCCCAGCGCACCAACACCAUCCAAAGGGAAACGGCCUUCGCCCACACUCUAUUUCGCGCAUUUUGUCGAUCACUCGUCAUAUUUUGUCCGUUUCCUAGAAAGCGUAGCCGCACGUCGGUGGGAACAGUCGCUCUCCUCUCUCCCGUCCUCUCUUCCAAAUGCCAGUUCUGACGAAGACAAAGACUCGGAGAAGCGCAAUCACGCAGAAAUUUGGAACACGUUGCUUGAGCUCCAUCUUGACGGGGGCUCUCCGGAACAACAGGACAAGGCGCUCAAAGUCCUGACGAGCAACUCCUUACUGUGCGAUCAGACACAUGCACUGAUUCUUUGCAGCAGCUACAGCUAUACCCGAGGUCUGGUUGUACUCUGGAAGAAGCUGGGGAUGUAUGAGGACGUUUUACACCGGUUUUGGAUGGACAAGCACAACGCAUCGCCAUCCGAGUCCUCAGCGUCAACUGAAGUCGUACAGGCCCUUGUACGAUAUGGUUCAACGCACCCGCACCUCUAUGAGCUAGUGCUGCGCUUCUUGACAAGCACGCCGGAGCUACUCACGCGGCGGCAGGCGGAUGUAGAGAAGAUUCUGGAACAUAUCGAGAAGGAGCGGACAAUACCUCCGUUUGGUGUAGUCCAGAUACUGAGUAGGAAUGGAGUAGCGAGCGUAGGAUUUUUCAAGGACUGGCUGAUGGGACGCAUCAAGGAGACAAGGGAAGAAGUGGAGACUGACCAACAACUGAUUAGUUCCUACCGGUUGGAGACGAAUGCGAAGUUGAAUCAAGUGGUUGAAUUAAAGGACCCGAUGCAUGUAAAGGUAUUUAGUGUGACGCGUUGUUCUCAGUGCAGCGGGCAGCUCGACCUCCCCAGUGAAAUUCAGAGGAAUAAUGAGAGGAUGGCAGAUCAACACGAGCUAUUCCUCGUUGAUGUGCAGGAUAAUGGGUUUAAAGUGGUUGCGAAUGGAUUUGGUAAGGGGGUGUUGAACAUGACUCGAUUGGAUGAUGUUGCUGUAUAACGUGUAUCACGCCGCGCCAUACUUCUGCCACAUGAUCUGCAUCUGUCAGACCUACGGUACCCAAUAGUAAGUCAUCAAAUCAAUGCUCUCGUUAAUGUCCAUUCACAAGGGAUGGGCAUUUGCGGAUUGAUUCAGUCCAACACUAAUAUUGA